AUGGAUAAUGUUGAUAGGUUGAGUGCCCUUCCAGAUGAUUUUCUCUACGAAAUUCUGUCACUUCUUCCUGCAAAAGAUGCUGUAGCCUUCUUAAUUGUAUCCACCAAAUGGAGAAAACUAUUCACUUCAGUUCCUGAUACUAAUUUCUGCGUAAAUGGACUGAACGAUCCUGAUGAUCCUGAUCCUUGUAGUGUAAGGAGUUUCCGGGACGAGAUACAUGUUGGUUGUCGAAUACUUGCACUUCGAACUGGUGCUCCUUUAAGAAAAUUUCAACUUCAUAUUAAACAGUAUGUGGGAAGGUUUGCGUCUGCAGUUGAAUUGUUUAUAUUGAAGGCACUUGCGUGUAGAGUCCGGGAACUUGACAUUCAUGUGGGAAUGACAGAUAAAAGCCGAUCAAUUCCUCCUGAAGUAUUCACCUGCAAAACACUCGUCACUUUGAAGUUGACAAGGGAUGUGGAUUUGGAUUUGAUUGUACCUAAUGCAAUUUGUUUACCGAAUCUUAAGGUUCUGCACUUGAGAGGGGAAAUGAGAGUGGUAGAUGGAAUCUGUAUUCAACGACUUAUCAAGGGUUGUCCUUCGCUGGAAGAACUGAACUUAGUCUUAUGCCGUAUGGAUGAGAGUGAUGAAGAUCAAGUAAUUGAUUUCUCUAGUCCUUCACUGAAAAGAUUGACACUUGCCAGUUUUAAUUAUGGGGGCCUGUUUGAUUUCGUUUUGGAUUCAAGCCAACUUGAAUAUCUGGAAUUCCACCAUGUUGGGAAGCAUAGGUUCACAUUAGAUGCCCCAAACCUCAGCUAUCUAAAUUACGAAUGCAAUGCUGUUGAGGUGAACCUCAUUCAAAAGAACUUCACUCAAAGCCUGAAGUCUGUUGUGAGAGCCAGUAUAGCAAUUCGGUAUAUGGCUCUUGAGAUUUUCAACAAAACAAUCCAAACAAACUUCUUUUUGGAUGGUCGGCAUGCUUUUGAGCUCAUCAAUGAUUUGCAAAGUGUCAAAUCUCUUCAGUUACAUGGACACACUCUCCUGGCUCUUUUUGAAUUUAGAGGAAGGUUGCCAACUUUCAGAAAUUUAACCAUUCUGCAGCUUGGACCUUUUAAUUAUGAUGGUGUUGAUCAUGGGCAUUUGUGGAAAAUGUUACCAAGAUUACUUGAAAGUGCCCCAGACCUUGAAGUACUUAUCCUUGGUGAGGCGUUGGGGAAUGUCUUCACUAGAGAUAGGGAGUUUGAGGUUUUUUUGCCCCUGUGCUUUUCUAGUUUUGAGGUUUUUUUGCCCCUGUGCCUUCCUAGUUGCUGCCUUGAUCGUCUUAGGGAGGUAGAAAUCAGAGAGUUCAACAAUGAGGAAUAUGAAUUCAAGCUAGUCAAGUAUAUUUUGAAGAAUGGAAAAUCUUUGAAGAAGAUGACUAUUGGUGGAGUUAUAAAGGCUAUGAAAUCUUCAGAAAAAUGUUGCAAGAGGAUAUCAUCAUUCAAUAAAAGCUCCCAGGAUUGCCAGAUUGUAUUCAACUAG
This is a messenger RNA of Coffea arabica (coffee), 1497 nucleotides long. Lineage: Eukaryota; Viridiplantae; Streptophyta; Magnoliopsida; Gentianales; Rubiaceae. The record is from RefSeq and is a predicted model, not a curated record.